Molecule: messenger RNA, 4685 nt
Organism: Callorhinchus milii (elephant shark)
Lineage: Eukaryota; Metazoa; Chordata; Chondrichthyes; Chimaeriformes; Callorhinchidae
Gene: stag2b
Product: stromal antigen 2b
Biological process (GO): sister chromatid cohesion
Cellular component (GO): nucleus; cohesin complex; chromatin
Molecular function (GO): chromatin binding
Source: RefSeq, a predicted model, not a curated record
AGAGAAAUAUAUAUAUAUAUAUAGAGAGAGAGGAGAGAGAUUUACACACAGCGAAGAGAGACGACAACCGACGCGUUACUGAGGGGCUUGAAACGCACUGCUGAAGUUGGAAGAUUUUGAAGCCAUUCCCCCUCCCAUAGGCAAGUUAAGAUAAAAGAGCAAAAUCAAGACCCAGGAGAGAGAGGAAAAAGUGGAAAUGGUGCAAAAUCUGCAACAGGCAUGAACCGGAUGAACGGACAUCACCAACAGAAUGGUGGAGUGGAAAACAUGAUGCUUUUUGAAGUUGUGAAAUUGGGCAAGAGUGCUAUGCAGUCUGUUGUAGAUGACUGGAUAGAAUCCUACAAGCAUGACCGAGAUGUGGCACUCCUUGAUCUCAUCAACUUUUUCAUCCAAUGUUCAGGCUGUAAAGGCAUUGUUACUGCUGAGAUGUUCCGGCACAUGCAGAAUUCUGAGAUCAUCCGAAAGAUGACAGAAGAAUUUGAUGAGGACAGUGGUGAUUAUCCUCUUACGAUGCCUGGUCCUCAGUGGAAAAAGUUCAAGUCGAGUUUCUGUGAAUUUAUCUCUGUACUUGUACGGCAGUGUCAGUACAGUAUCAUAUAUGAUGAAUACAUGAUGGACACUGUUAUUUCCCUGCUGACUGGGUUGUCCGACUCUCAGGUCAGAGCAUUUAGACACACCAGCACACUGGCGGCUAUGAAACUAAUGACGGCGCUAGUAAAUGUGGCAUUAAAUUUAAGUAUUAAUAUGGACAACACCCAGCGGCAGUACGAAACUGAAAGAAAUAAAAUGAUUGGCAAACGAGCUAAUGACCGGUUGGAGCUUCUGCUGCAGAAGAGAAAGGAGCUUCAAGAAAAUCAGGAUGAAAUAGAAAAUAUGAUGAAUGCCAUUUUUAAGGGUGUUUUUGUGCACAGAUAUCGUGACGCAAUAUCUGAGAUAAGAGCAGUCUGUAUUGAGGAGAUAGGAGUGUGGAUGAAAAUGUAUAGUGAUGCCUUCUUAAAUGACAGCUAUUUGAAGUAUGUGGGAUGGACCAUGCACGAUAAGCAAGGGGAAGUGAGGCUAAAAUGUUUGACUGCCCUGCAAGGCCUCUAUCACAACCGGGAGCUGAUUCCCAAACUGGAACUUUUCACAAGCCGCUUCAAGGACAGAAUUGUUUCCAUGACACUGGAUAAAGAAUAUGAAGUCGCUGUACAAGCAAUAAAACUUCUUACUCUUGUUUUGCAGGGCAGUGAUGAUGUUCUGACCUCAGAGGACUGUGAAAAUGUUUACCAUUUGGUUUACUCAGCUCAUCGCCCAGUUGCUGUGGCAGCAGGGGAAUUCCUUUACAAAAAACUUUUCAGUCACAGAGACACUGAAUCUGAUGAACCCACAGUCAAACGAAAAGGGAGGCAAGGUCCAAAUGCCAACCUCAUGAAAACAUUGGUGUUUUUCUUCCUGGAAAGUGAGCUGCAUGAACAUGCUGCAUACCUGGUGGACAGCAUGUGGGAUUGUUCAACAGAUCUACUCAAGGAUUGGGAGUGCAUGACCAGCCUCCUUUUGGAAGAACCAGUCAGUGGGGAAGAAGCCCUGACAGACAGACAGGAAAGUGCACUCAUUGAGAUCAUGGUGUGUACGAUACGACAAGCUGUAGAGUGUCACCCUCCAGUUGGCAGAGCUUCGGGCAAAAAGGUGUUGACAGCAAAAGAGAAGAAAUCACAGUUGGAUGACCGGACCAGAAUAACAGAACAUUUUACAAUAGUCCUUCCUCAGCUGUUGACAAAGUAUUCUAUUGAUGCCGAGAAAGUGACAAAUCUUUUACAGUUACCACUGUUUUUUGACUUGGAAAUCUACACAACUGGCCGAUUAGAAAAGCACUUGGAUUCGUUAUUGAGGCAGUUGAAAAAUAUUGUGGAAAAACAUACAGACACGGAUGUGUUAGAGGCCUGUUCUAAAGCUUAUCAUAUACUCUGCAAUGAAGAAUACACUAUAUUCAACAGAGUGGACAUCUCAAGGAGCCAGCUAAUAGAUGAAUUGGCAGAUAAAUUCAGUUGUAUGCUUGAAGACUUCUUGCAAGAGGGUGAAGAACUUGAUGAAGAUGAUGCUUACCAGGUCCUUUCCACGUUGAAAAGGAUCACUGCCUUCCACAAUGCACAUGAUCUUUCAAAAUGGGACUUGUUUGGGACGAAUUAUAAGUUGCUAAAAACCGGAAUUGAGAAUGGAGAUAUGCCAGAACAGAUUGUCAUUCAUGCACUGCAAUGCACUCACUAUGUCAUCCUUUGGAACCUAGCCACAGUUUCUGAAGGCAGCUCAAAAAAGGAGCAGCUAAUAUUGUUAAGAAAACAGAUGAGAGCUUUCUGUCAGAUUUGCCAGCACUACUUGACAAACAUUAACACAACUGUUAAGGAACAGGCUUUCACUAUCUUGUGUGAUAUUCUGAUGAUUUUUAGCCACCAGAUUGUGUCAGGUGGACGUGAGGUACUGGAACCUCUGGUUUACACUCCUGAUUCAUCUCUUCAGUCAGAACUGCUCAGCUUCGUCUUAGACCACAUAUUUGUUGAGCAGGAUGAGGACACCCACAGUGCAGAUGGGCACCAGGAAGAUGAAGCUGGUAAAAUUGAGGCUUUGCAUAAAAGGAGGAACCUUCUCGCAGCCUUUUGUAAAUUAAUUGUAUAUAAUGUUGUAGAGAUGAAUGCAGCUGCAGAUGUGUUUAAGCAGUAUAUGAAGUAUUACAAUGAUUAUGGUGACAUCAUCAAGGAAACCAUGAGCAAAACUAGACAAGCAGAUAAAAUUCAGUGUGCAAAGACGAUCAUACUUAGCUUACAACAGCUGUUUAAUGAAUUGGAGCAGGAGUUUGGAUUAACUUUUGAUCGAUCAACCCCAGGUUUUAGUUCUGUAAAAGAACUUGCUCGACGUUUCUCACUAACAUUUGGUUUGGAUCAACUGAAAACCAGAGAAGCUGUUGCAAUGCUACACAAAGACGGCAUUGAAUUUUCCUUCAAAGAACCGAGCCCCCAUGGAGAAGGGCAUCCUCCUAUGAACUUGGCUUUCCUAGAUAUCCUGAGUGAAUUUUCUUCUAAGCUACUCAAACAAGACAAAAGGACAGUUUAUUCAUACCUUGAGAAGUUUAUGGGAGACCAAAUGGCAUUGCACAGAGAAGAUGUGUGGCUUCCAUUAAUAUCGUAUAGAAACUCCUUACUGACUGGGAAUGAUGACGACACAAUGUCUGUGGUCAGUGGAUAUAGUAGCAGAGGCUCUUCUGUGAGAAGCAAGAAAACAAAACCAGCAACAGGGAAACGAAAAUUGCCAGAAGUGUGGACUGGACCAAAUGCUCUUUCAUGGUCUUAUGACUCCACAGAGGAAAGCAAUGAUGGAUCAUGGAUUGGCAGAGAGCAUAGUUUGCAGACGCCACUCAUGAUGCAGUCCCCACAGUUGACCUCCACUGUUAUGAGAGAACCUAAGAGGCUCCGACCUGAAGAAUCUUACAUGGGGGUGUACCAAAUGCCGCCACAACAUCACCCGUCACACGUGGAGUACAAUCCUCAGAUGUCCUGGUUGAUUGCUCAGAGACAACAGGAGGAAGCAAGGCAACAGGAGAGAGCUGCCAUGAAUUACGUUAAAUUAAGAUCUAAUCUUCAGCACGCCAUUCGGCGUGGUUCAGGGCUAAUGGAGGAUGAUGAGGAGCCAAUAGUGGAAGACGUGAUGAUGUCCUCAGAGGGUCGUAUUGAAGAUCUGAAUGAAGGCAUGGACUUUGACACCAUCGACAUUGACCUGCCACCAUCCAAGAACAGACGGGAAAGGAACGAAUUAAAACCGGAUUUCUUUGACCCUGCCUCAAUAAUGGAUGACUCGGUCCUUGGGGUUUCAAUGUUCUAAGGAAAUGUCAUUUUGUGAAUGAAUGAAUGAAACCAGGGGCAGUUUUAAAAAGAGAUAUUUUGGUGAAUGCAGUUAAACUAUUAAAACUGUACAGAUUUUCUCCUUUCGGGAGAAUGCUUAAUGGAUUUGUUCACUGUUCAUCUAGAUUAAGUGCAUUGAGAGGCAGUUUGUUGCCUGAUAAAUUGAUAUUUUAAGAGACUGUGUAUAAUUAUGGAAGCAAGUUAAAUUCCUUCCAGUAGUGCCACUGUAUUGUGUCUUUAAUUAAAUGAGCUUGGUGUAGUAUGUUUGAAAGUUUCUCUAAACAAUUAUUUGACUUGAUAGAGUUUGGGAAUAGGGAACUAAAUUUUAAAUAAAAAAAAUUAUAUAUAUGAUUGGUGCUGAUUUUAUAAUUGCAAAUCUUGUUCAGUUUUUCAUACUUUGAAAUUCCAAGCAGAAGGACGAGGUUUAAAAAUUAUAAUAAAAAUUAACAACUUCUAAAAUAGCAUGGGUAUUCAUGCUUAAGUAAUUUUUAAAUUUGUAUUUUAUAUUUUAUUUACAUCUGUCUUUGCAAGCAAUCUUCAGGUUAAAUAAACUACAACUGGUCAUAGUACAUCUUGUUCUAAUGUAAAUUAGUUUGAAGAUACUAGCCAUUGAAAAAUUACCCAUUUAUGUUAUUCCUUAAAUUUGGGUUUUAUGUUUUCAUUUUUAUGGUAAAUGUUCUGUCAUAAUUAUAAACUAAAAGUUUCUAAUAAUUCAUAGACCGCUUUUCAACAUUGUUUGCAGUGCUCUGGCAGUUGGAUGUUUUAUCAACUCUAAGUUGACAUUAACUUAUAAUAAUAAAAAAAUUCAUGACAUUU